GCCAUCUACGCUAUCCAAAACCUAUCAAAACAACGUCAAAUCGAAACAAAAUUUAUAUUAUUAUCACACAAUGGACCUGAUAAGGAUAAACCAAACCACAACAACGUAUAUCUAAUUGCGAACUGCCGUUUGGCACUUGGGUGCCCCAAGUUCGCAACCGAAUCCUUUUGGUGUACUUGUACGAAAUACGACGCCCAGGAUGCCAAAGCAUCGUCGGAAGAUUUUGAGAAGAACGGUGCCCAUUAAAGUGAACAGAGACAUUUUGCAAAGGCAACUUACCUGUGUUCAAAAAGACAAGGAAAAUAGUCUUAGCACGAUUACAGAAGGGAGUGGGAAUGAUCCUCUGCUUAGUUAUAUGAAAAUUGAGGUUAAAGAGGAGCUGGAUUCUGACCAACAGCUCGAACUUAGUGAAGAGAUAAACAUACCAUUGAAAAUAGAAGAGUUUGAGACUUUAGAUUAUGACAGUAUUAAUAUUAAACAAGAAGAAUCACCUGAAUCUGAAAGGCACUUAACGCCUGGAACAAGUAAUAAUGAUUUGAAUAUACUGAUAGAGUGGGCUUUAAACCUACAAUACGAUCACUCAAAACAUUGCAAGGGACGCCUCUACCCGUGCAAAGAAAUAUUCGAUAAUUUUAGGUGUAAGAUAGUCGUUCUGUACUGCACUGUUUGUAAAAAACGGAUGUUACACACGCUCAAGGAUUGGGCCAUGUAAUUAUAUAAAUAACACAACUUUAAUUUUUCAAAAACCCCGCCUGUCCGCCAUGUUGACGAUCAUCUUUGACAUUUCUCCAAUGUCAGCAGCGGAACGUCACCACAAAAAAUAACUUUUUUAACAUUUAAAUGGUUUAUAAACGCAAGAAGUACCACUACGGUGACACCCACUUGAAGAAAAAGUGGCGAACGAAACGGAGAACUAAAGACUUGGACCAGAUCGACGAAGAUCUCAAACCCGAAAAUGCCGAACAACUUGUGAACCAAGUAACCGACCACGACAAACCCGGCGCUGCUCAAUUCUACUGUGUGCAUUGUGCGCGCUACUUCAUCGAUAACCAGGCUUUGCACGAACACUUUAGGACCAAAGUGCACAAACGAAGACUCAAAGCGCUGGAGGCGGAGCCCUACAGCAUCGAGGAGUCCGAACGGGCCGCCGGCUUCGGCAGCUGGAAAGCCCCGCAGAAGCGAAAAAUCGAAACCAUCGACCCUGACGAGUCAAACAAACGUAUAAAAACGGAGUGA
Molecule: messenger RNA, 1236 nt
Organism: Zophobas morio
Lineage: Eukaryota; Metazoa; Arthropoda; Insecta; Coleoptera; Tenebrionidae
Product: zinc finger protein 593 homolog
Exons: 5
Coding region: 841-1236 (131 amino acids)
Molecular function (GO): nucleic acid binding; zinc ion binding
Source: RefSeq, a predicted model, not a curated record